Messenger RNA from Phytomonas sp. Hart1, 852 nucleotides. NCBI's taxonomy places the organism in Eukaryota, Euglenozoa, Kinetoplastea, Trypanosomatida, Trypanosomatidae. The record is from the annotation of a GenBank genome assembly.
AUGCGGAUUUGCUAUGAUGUCGAGGAGCUCGACGAGGAGGGGCGGUCGACCGGGAUGGUGGCGAAGAUGUUCCGCCGCCUGAUUACCGACGUCGUCGAGAAGGAUUACUUUAACGAGGGCGAGGCCCAGUGCAUGUGCGAGAUUUUUGCGGAUAGUUUUAACCGAAUUAACCUCCGAGGGGUCACGAAGCCAAAUAUCUCGUUUUUGCAGUGCUAUGUGGUGCGGAUCCCCCAGUGUAAUAUUCCGCCGGACUAUAAGGGCAUGCAAACUGGGUUUUUCUCUUACACCACACAAGAUACUAAGGAAAUGAUGUUUGUGAUGGAGCCGAAGCUCAAAGGAUAUUUUACGAAGUACAAUAGCAAUUUUGGUGGGGUGUACCAAGAGGAUAAACGCAAAGAUGCUACAGACACCCAAACCAAACGUCGACGGAUGAUUUUCGAAACCGCCGAGUCCUUUUCGCACUACACACUCGUGGAAAGCGGGGGAUCGAUGCUGGUGUGUGAUAUUCAAGGCGUGAACGACCUUUUCACCGAUCCACAGAUCCAUACGGAGGAUGGAAAAGGCCUCGGAAUGGGGAAUAUGGGGCAGGAUGGGAUUGAUAAGUGGAUAGAAAACCACAACUGCAAUGAGAGUUGCCAGGCCCUCGGGUUACAGCCGCUAGGUCAUGCGCCGAAGCCAAUAUCAAAAGAUGACUCGAAGAAUCGAAACUAUUAUAUCUGCCUGCGUGCAAAACUCCAGCGGCAUGUACCGCUUCGUUUUCAAGACCUCAUGCCGCUGACGAAGCCUCUAGAGGAAAUGACUGAGAGCGAACGAUUUGAAUACGUCUUAAAGCUGUCAGAACUGACAAGCUAA